Cryptomeria japonica (Japanese cedar) is the source of this 3455-nucleotide messenger RNA. Its product is annotated as serine--tRNA ligase, chloroplastic/mitochondrial. The transcript has 9 exons. The coding region runs from base 1951 to 3312 and encodes 453 amino acids. The record is from RefSeq and is a predicted model, not a curated record. Lineage: Eukaryota; Viridiplantae; Streptophyta; Pinopsida; Cupressales; Cupressaceae. Gene Ontology annotation, cellular component: mitochondrion. Gene Ontology annotation, biological process: mitochondrial seryl-tRNA aminoacylation. Gene Ontology annotation, molecular function: tRNA binding; ATP binding; serine-tRNA ligase activity.
AGAUCCCAUCUUGUGAUUGGGAUUUGGGCACUGCCACAGUGUGCACACCUAUAUGUAAACAGUCCCUUUUCCCUCCAAUCAGCACUUGACUCAGGCAAGACAUCCAUGAUAUCUUGGUAGUAAGAUCUCUUAUCUUUCUCCUCUGUGGGUUGCUGUACAGCGGCAGUGGGAUCUUCCCUUACUGCACCAGUUGAUGGUUGUUGUUCUGCAGGGGUUUGUGUUUCUUGUGCAGGGGUGGCUUCUUUUUUCUUGCAAGGAGCCCAAGGCUUCUUAGGUAUUGGCUCUUGAGAGCUAGAGGCCAGGUCCUUCCUCUUUCUGGGUGCCCUAGGUUUUUUAGGUUUUUGUUCAACCUGACUGGCACUUGGGGCUGCGCUUGGCCCUACUUUUGCCUCUGCAAUAGGCCCUACACUAGGCUCGAAGGGAAUUUCUAUAACCUUAGGUGCUCUCUUCUCCUUCUUACUCGAUGACUCUUCCCUCUUCGGCAUUGUGAUAAUUGUAACAUAGUAGGGUUCUACUGUAAUUUUAUUAUCUUCGAAAAUCCAAAGCACAAAGCACAAAAGCAAUAAUAUACUACCACAAUUUCAACAUGGGGAGGAUAAGAACACUUACUGGUUUGAUCGUUAAAUAAAAACCCUAGCAACACAGUCGCCUUGACUUCACAAUGUUGUUGCAGAGCUCUUCUUUGCCUUGGAAUUCUCAAAUGCAGAGUGAAAAGUGAUUUCUGAACCAUCAAAUUAAUUUUAGCUGAGCUGCAAUUCAUCUUCAAUCUUGUCCUCAUUAAUGAAAUUCAUGCCAAUCGUUUGAAUUUGGUAGCCGUGCUCUUUUUUGAAUCUAAGUCGUGGAUUUUGCCAUGCAUACAUCACAGGUGGCUAGGAUUGGUCACACCCAUUUUGGCUUCAACUAGUUGAAAAGACCACAUCCAUUGUGGCAGUCACACCUUGGCCGUUACACCUGUGUCCUUGUGGCAUCGCCACCUCGACAACCUUUGGCCCAUUUUCCUUACACAAUGAAUGCCUGCAUCUUCGUAGUUAAAAUCCUUGGCAGCUCAUCUUGCUUGUGGGGGCACGGGGUAGAAACACCAUCCUUAGCCUUUAUUUCCUGCAUGCCUCGCGUCUUCACAAGUCUCACAUUCACAUCAUUUUCUUGUUAUCAUGUGCAGGGGCGCGGGGUCCUGAUUUAGCUUUACCUCACUUGCAUCCUUCUUCCCUUGCGUGUUUGCAGGUUCAAUGCUCAUGUAAUCUUUUCAAUUGUGGGGGUGUGGGGUAAGCGCCGUUGCGCUUUGUACCCUUUGUUCUUUACUGCCUUGCAUCUUCGUAGAUGUCAUUACAAUAUUCAGUUUCUAUGUGUGGGAAUGCGGGGUAAAGAAUUGCACACACUUUUGCCACCCCGCAUGUUCGCAAAUGCCGUUACAAAAAAUUCAUUUUAUUUGUGGAAGCGUGGGGUGAACACUUUGCACAUGAUCUCCUUUACCUUUUAGCACCCUGCAAGUCUCUUAAACAAAUUUUUACUUUUCAUCUAUGGGGGUGCGGGGGAACAAGGUCAGUUAAGUUAUUCAAUUUUGCACGUGCACCUAGGUUGUAACAUAAUGAAGGGUGAGGGUGGUCGUAGGCUAGGACUUAUUUAAAUUUAAGCCAUCAAAAACAUUAAGUAAAACGAAAAAUAAUCUGCUGGUGACAAUACAUAAAUCGUAACAUUGUGGGCCGGUCAACCAAUUUUACGAUGGGCUUUAAGAUGUAACUUAUGGCAUUGAUGACUUGUUCAACCAGUCACUGAGCAAAUAUAACAAAAGGUAACGAGAACCAACUAAGGGCUAGAACUUUGAUACUUAGGCAAAAUUUUAACAACCCUAACACACUCAAGGGGAAACAAGGCAACUACCUGGCAGAAUUUUAUGCAAAUUUUGACAGUCCCAACAUGCCCCAUCAUCAUCACAUCCACUAGGCUUGGAUAAUGUUGAGUAUCAAGAGAUGUCUGAAUCUCAAACACUUUGUAAUGAUCUACAUGUUGUGCACGAUGAGGUGGCAUCUUAGUCAUCAUCAACUCAAAUCAAGCUUUUCCAAGUCAGCAUGUCCAGAUGCAUUGAACCUGACUCAUCUCAAAUGGCAGGAAGUAGAAAGCCUGCGAGCUGAGAGGAAUGUAGUUGCAAAUAAAAUGAAAGGCAAACUUGAUCCUUCAGACCGUACAAAACUAAUAGAAGAAGGAAAGCGCCUGAAGGAUAGCCUUGCAGCACUAGAAGAUGAUCUUGCAAAACUUAUGGAUAAACUUCAGCAAGAAGCACAAUUGAUACCAAACCUUACUCAUCCAGAUGUUCCAAUUGGAGGAGAGGACGCGGCUUCAGUGAGAAAAAUGAUAGGAAGGAAAUAUGAAUUCCAGUUUCCUGUGAAGGACCAUGUGGAGUUAGGGCAAGAACUCGAUCUCUUUGAUUUUGAAUCAGCUGCAGAGGUUAGUGGUUCAAAGUUCUAUUACCUAAAAAAUGAGGCUGUUUUAUUGGAGAUGGGACUCAUUAAUUGGACUUUGUCAGAACUCACAAGAAGAGGAUACGUACCUUUGAGCACCCCAGAUAUUGUUCGAUCAUCUGUUCUUGAAAAGUGUGGCUUUCAACCCCGGGCAGAGAAUACUCAGGUAUAUUCUAUAAAUGGAACAGACCAGUGUCUAGCAGGGACCUCAGAGAUUCCAGUAGGGGGAAUGUACAUGGAUCGCAUUAUAGCUGACACCCUCUUGCCAAUAAAACAUGUUGCCUUUUCACAUUGCUUUCGCACAGAGGCUGGUGCUGCAGGCUAUGCAACAAGGGGCUUGUACCGUGUCCAUCAGUUCAGUAAGGUUGAAAUGUUUGUGAUAUGUCAUCCAGAGGAAAGUGAUUUAUUUCAUGAGGAGCUUAUUAGCAUUGAGGAAGAUCUCUUUUCUUCACUUGGAUUACACUUCAAGACUCUAGACAUGCCUUCUGAAGACUUAGGUGCACCUGCAUACCGCAAGUAUGAUGUGGAGGCAUGGAUGCCAGGUCUAGGGCGGUAUGGUGAGAUAUCCAGUGCAUCAAACUGCACAGAUUACCAAAGUCGUCGACUUAAUAUUCGGUAUCGACCUGUAAGUGAAGAAUCAACUCUUUCAAUGGCGGUCAAGCCCAAGAAAAGGAAAAUCCCAUUGCCGCCAUUACAGUUUGUACAUACAUUAAACGCGACAGCUUGUGCGGUACCUAGAAUGAUCAUAUCCAUACUUGAAAAUUUUCAGCAGGAAGAUGGGUCUGUAAUUGUUCCAGAAGUUUUGAAACCAUUCAUGGGUGGUGUUGAAGUCAUAUAUCCAAAGUCGAAACAAUAAAGCAUGUUUUCCUAUAAAGAGAAUAUAAUAAAGAUAAUUUUGUGACAGUUUUUUGAACCAUUUUCUGAGCUUCACUUCAGAUUUAGCUUCUGAGUGUAUGAAAUGUUUUCCACCCUAUAAAUCUUAGUACUUAUCUUUCUUGA